AUGCCUCUACGACAACUGUACCCCGACCCCGCAGCAGCGAAAUCGACGCAAGUCGAUACCGUCAAGGUCGACAUCAUUACAGUCCACGGCCUUAACCCUCGAAGCAAAAACGAUGCCGAUCACGCGUGGGAUACUUGGCGUACGCCUUCCGGAAAUUCUGGCCGCCUCUGGCUCCGCGACGACCUGCCCUCAUCAGUGCCCGAAUCGCGUAUUUUUCUCUACGAAUAUGACGCGAGAGCGGUCUACGGAAAGGACAAGGUAAUGGGCGGUCUCCUGAUCAAGCAGGCGUUAAUAAAUGCGCACAACAACAAAAAGUACACAUCGAUUAAAGAUGCAACAACAGGGUUGGCAUUUUUUGCCACACCGCACCGCGGGGGCCACGACAUGCUGCUUAGCCUCGGAGGGGUGGCAGCUAACAUUGCUUUGUAUGUCGGAUUGAAGGAAGGAGACAACGUGAUAGAGACCCUGAGGAAGGGGGGAAUCUUCUCGGAUAUUAUGCAGGAGCAUUGGAGACACCAACUGGAAGAGUACAACAUCAUCUCCUUUUGGGGAUCGCUGGACGAGGUCGUUCCAAAAGAGAGCUCGCGAAUUGGCCUGCCAGGAGACCGAGAGAACAUCGUGAAACUGAAAGCAGACCAUAGUAAGGUAUGCAAGUUUGGCCAGAGCCAGACAGACCAGGACAACCUUAAGCUUGUACAAAGUAAUAUCGAGGAUAUCUAUGAAGCCGCGCUCAAGAAAUUAGAGCGGCAGCGGAAGCAAGAUCGAUCAAUCCUUAGUUGGCUCACACAGGUCAAUUAUGCCCCACAGCAACGCGAUUUGAUCGGGCGCAGAGCAAAGGGGACAGGACAAUGGCUUCUCAACUCGGCAAAAUUCAAGUCAUGGAGAGACGCUAAGAAUCAGUCACUAUUCUUUCCAGGCAUCCCCGGUGCCGGCAAGACAAUUCUCACAUCCGUCGUGGUUGACCAUCUCAAUGAACUGUUUCAGAAUAGACGUACUGGAAUCGCAUACAUUUAUUGCAACUUCAAACGUCAAAAUGAACAGAAGUUGGAAGAUCUCCUUGCAAAUUUACUGAAGCAGUUGACUGAAGGCCAAUUCUUUUUGCCGGAUGAUGUCAGGGAUCUUUACGACAGGUUCAAGAACGAGAACACGCGGCCAUCCAUCGACCAUCUCUCAAGAGCUCUCAAAUCCGUAGCCAUUUUGUAUUCAAGGAUCUUUAUUGUCGUUGAUGCGCUCGAUGAAUGCCAACUAUCCGGUGGUACCCAAGAGACAUUUCUCUCUGAGCUUAUCAAUCUGCAAGAAAGAUGCAAAGCAAACCUUUUUGUGACCUCGCGGUUUGACCCCAAUGUCACUACAAAGUUCGACCAGAAUACAUGGCAAGAAAUUCAGGCAGAUAAGGGAGAUAUAGAGAGAUACCUGGAAAGCAACAUGCAGAAAUUAGCCGUUUUCUCGGACUGGACUGAAAAAUUGAAAGAGGAUGUCAAGACUGAAAUUUCAGAUGCCGUCGACGGGAUGUUCCUUCUAGCCCAGAUAUACCUCUGGUCGCUCGAGGGUAAGACUACAACAAGGGAUGUUCGGAGCGCCUUGAAACGACUCCGGAGACAGAUUCCAGGGUCUACCGAGGACCAGAAGCUGGAAGUUCUGAAUCAGGCGUACAAUGAGACAAUGGAUAGAAUCAGCAAGCAGAUACCUGCUCAUUUCCAAGAUCUUGCUAAGAAAACUCUGUCAUGGAUUACGUGCGCCAAAAGACCUCUAACUACCUCAGAACUUCAGCACGCUCUUUCCAUAAAGGAUGGUGAUACCCAGCUUCACAGGGAUGGCUUUGAGAAGAUUGACAGAGUGAUCUCAGUAUGCAUGGGCAUGGUCACUGUCGACGAGGAGAGCAAUAUUAUCCGGUUGGCCCACUAUACUACACAGGAAUAUCUCGAGAAAGCACAGGACCUUUUGCUCCCGGACGCCGAGGUUGAUAUCACAAACACAUGCCUUACCUACCUCUCAUUUUCUGGUUUCCAGAACGCGCCCCGUAAGAAAAUGACCGAACUCGAAGAAAGUGUACAGUCCAAUGUGCUUUACGAAUACGCCAUAUACAACUGGGUAUACCAUGCUCGGGAGGCUCCCGCUUCAUCCUAUCGAGUUGUGGACUAUUUAAAUGGACAAGCGCAAGCUGACGCCUCGAUCCAAGAAGUCUACUUUGCAAACAAUUGUUAUGGUUGGGACUGCGAAUUUAAGUUCUCAGGGGCAAGCAGACUACAUAUAGCGUCGGCUUUGGGAUUGGAGCAUGUUGUGGAAUUCCUGCUUGAUAUGAAUGAGGCAGCUCUGAAAGAUGCUCGGGAUCGAACGCCACAUAGCUAUACUGCCCGGAAUCGGCACACGUCCUUCCGUACACAGUUACUUGCAAAAGUGGCUUCUCAAACGAAAUUAGUGAGCCUGUUCAAGUCCAACCCCCUUGAUCUGAAGGAUAACACCGGGAGGACACCGCUUAUCCACGCUGUGUAUGCUGGGUGUACGCCUAUUGUUACGGAGCUUCUGAGAAAUUGUGCCAACACCAAUCUGAAGGAUACCAGAGAAAGAACAGCACUUAGCUAUGCAGCAGAGAUUGGAAAUAUAGCCAUUGUGACAGAGCUUCUCGCGAAUGGUGCGAUGACUGACGUCAAGGACAAACUUGGUAACAGGCCACUUACCUAUGCUGCGGAGAAAGGACACACAGCCAUUGUGACGCAGCUUCUUGCGAAGGGUGCUAUGAUUGAGGUCAAGGAUAAAUUUGGUAGGAGACCACUUUCUCUCGCUGCAAAAAAUGGACAUACAGCCAUUAUGACAGAGCUUCUCGCGAAUGGUGCGAUGAUUGAGGUCGAGAAUAAAUGGGGUAACAGACCACUUACUUUCGCUGCUGGUAAUGGACAUACAGCCAUUGUUGCAGCGCUUCUCGCGAAGGGUGCUACUAUUGACGUGAAAAAUGACUAUCUUCACACGCCACUCGACUAUGCUUUAAAGCGGCACCAUAACGCUGUCGUCCAACUUCUGCAAGCCGCGAAACGCUAG
Penicillium expansum is the source of this 3036-nucleotide messenger RNA. RefSeq names its product ankyrin repeat domain-containing protein. NCBI's taxonomy places the organism in Eukaryota, Fungi, Ascomycota, Eurotiomycetes, Eurotiales, Aspergillaceae. The record is from RefSeq and is a predicted model, not a curated record. Gene Ontology annotation, molecular function: protein binding. The transcript has 7 exons. The coding region runs from base 1 to 3036 and encodes 1011 amino acids.